Molecule: messenger RNA, 583 nt
Organism: Octopus sinensis (East Asian common octopus)
Lineage: Eukaryota; Metazoa; Mollusca; Cephalopoda; Octopoda; Octopodidae
Product: prostatic spermine-binding protein-like
Exons: 2
Source: RefSeq, a predicted model, not a curated record
AUGGCAGGGGUGAAUGUCACGUGUGCUGUUGCCCUUUCCCAGAACGUUUACAAUGUCGUCAAAGUGAUACAGAAGCUGUCUGAGGGUAUAAAAGGGAAGGAAAUCGGACAUGCUGGAUGGGAUCUAGAAAUGAUAUCCAUCAAGAAUUUUAAAGAUGAUGAUGAGGAGAAGGAGAAGGAGGGUGACGACGAUGUCGACUCCGACGAUGUCGACUCCGGCGAUGUCGACUCCGGCGAUGUCGACUCCGACGAUGUCGACUCCGACGAUGUCGACUCCGACGAUGUCGACUCCGACGAUGUCGACUCCGACGAUGUCGACUCCGGCGAUGUCGACUCCGGCGAUGUCGACUCCGACGAUGUCGACUCCGACGAUGUCGACUCCGGCGAUGUCGACUCCGGCGAUGUCGGCUCCGGCGAUGUCGGCUACGACGAUGUCGACUCCGGCGAUGUCGACUCCGGCGAUGUCGACUCCGGCGAUGUCGACUCCGGCGAUGUCGGCUACGACAAUGGCGACGACGACGAUGAGAACGGAAGCGGUGACGCGCUCGAUGAUGACGUUAUUUUGCAGCAAAAUAUCAAGGGAG